Molecule: messenger RNA, 660 nt
Organism: Hyphopichia burtonii NRRL Y-1933
Lineage: Eukaryota; Fungi; Ascomycota; Pichiomycetes; Serinales; Debaryomycetaceae
Gene: ISA2
Product: Isa2p
Exons: 2
Coding region: 1-660 (219 amino acids)
Biological process (GO): iron-sulfur cluster assembly
Cellular component (GO): mitochondrion
Molecular function (GO): 4 iron, 4 sulfur cluster binding; iron ion binding; 2 iron, 2 sulfur cluster binding
Source: RefSeq, a predicted model, not a curated record
AUGUUUUGGUUUUUGCAAAGAAUCACAGGUCCAUACGGAUUGGUAUGCACCAUAACUAAGGACUCUAUAUCCAAAGACAAAGGAUUGGAUCAAGCUGGGUCUGCACCAACUUCUAAACCUAAAAGUUUCAAAGCAUCGUCUUUUGCUCAACCAAGUGCUCCCGAAGUAACUAAGCAGCCUAAGAAGCAACAACUGCCGGAAGUUCCUCAAGAAGAUAUUGAUGAUUUUGAAAUAACAAAAUUGACUCAUGGUGAAACUGAUUUAAAAAUCGCUAUAACGAAGAGAGCCAGUGAUAAGUUGAGUAAGAUCGCCCACGAUGAUAAUAAUCCUGAUUCUGCUUUGAGAAUUAGAGUUGAAAGUGGGGGAUGUCAUGGAUUUCAAUACAACCUUGACUUAACCAAUGCUUCACAAGAAUUAGAAAAGGAUUCUGAUUUGUUAAUUUUUGCAAGAAAUGAUGAACAGGGCGCAAAAGUUAUAUUUGAUGAAUCAUCGCUUGAAAUUUUACAAGAUUCAAAGAUAGACUAUACCAAGGAAUUAAUCGGAUCUUCUUUCAAAGUUGUUGACUCUCCAUAUACUUCAACUGAAUGCGGUUGUGGUGCUUCAUUUGAUUUUGACUUUGAUAAAUUACAAAAGAAAUUAGACCAAGAGAAAUCAAAGUAA